Molecule: messenger RNA, 2505 nt
Organism: Dibothriocephalus latus
Lineage: Eukaryota; Metazoa; Platyhelminthes; Cestoda; Diphyllobothriidea; Diphyllobothriidae
Source: the annotation of a GenBank genome assembly
AUGCCUGCAGCAGUUAAAGGAUAUGAGGACAAGAAUGUCUCCGUCCAGUUGACUGUCUCAGCACCUGGCAUAAACCUCCUUUCCGAGGAAUCCCUCAUGAUCAGAAUUCUGGCAGAAGACAAUCAAACUCCGAACCUUGAGCUGAUCAAGCCAGCCGCCGUACCACGUGACGGUGAAUUGCCACUCACAGAGGAGGUCCUUAGGCUCAUGGAUAACGACACGCCGUUUGUGAAUUUGAAGCUCACGCUUAAGAAACGACCCACGCACGGGGACAUAUUUGUGCGCAAGACCAAUACCACAUCGAGUUCCAUCGGCACGAAGGUGAAGAUGAACGAAAAUGACACAUUCGAGGCCUCGGUUCUCCCCAUGUCUGCCUUAAGGUGGGUAAGUCAUUUUCUGUCCUUCCGUUUGGCUCAACCCUCAGCCGAAAUGCGCUACAUUGCAUCCGUCUGUGUGUCCUCCGUCCAUAUCCGAGCUGGUCUAUGGUCCUCAUCCAUCUUCCUCGACUUUAUUGGGCAGCAAUUACCCCAAUACCCAUCCCCUCUCUGUUUUGAACUUUCCGCAUUCAAACCCGACUUCCUCGACCUUUUCAGCUACAUUCAGGAUGGCUCAAAUACGAAGGAGGACAGCUUCAUUUUGACAGCUACCGAUGGCAAGCAAACGAGCCAACCCCUGCUAGUCACCGUAGCCAUUCAUCCCCGCAUCCUGCAACAGCCGGUCUGGAAACUGUUGGUCAAUAACAGCAUCCUGGUGUGGGAAAACGCCACAGUGACCCUACACCAAUCGGUUUUCCCACAGACCGACUCUGAGAACGAUAACAAUCCGCACGACUCACGUUUCUUCCUCGUGGUGGCUCCUACCAAGGGCAGAUUUGUUUUAGACGGACGGAAAGCUGUCAAUCAGUUUUCGACUGCCGACGUUACAAAUAGUCGCAUCGCCUACCGUCACGGACCCGCGGAGAUUGGCAUUAAGCCACAGGUGGAUAUCGCCCGAAUUUGGGAUUUCAGAAGUGGCAAAAUUUUCAGCCUCAACUUUACGCUCACACCCGUAAACAGCCAGGCACCGACUUUGGUGAGCAAAACCGCCCUACACGUCAAGGAGGGGAAAAGAGUCGUACUUGGUUCGCAGAUCCUGUCUGUAUACGAUGUCGACACGGAGGAGGAGAACAUCAAUAUCCGCCUCAUCCAUCCACCGCGUUGGGGUCACUUGGAAUUGUGCAUCGAAAAUGUCACUGUCAACACUUCUCAGGACAACGCGGCCUUUGCCUUCACAGCCCGAGAUCUUACGGAUAAUCGGGUAUGGUACGUGAAUUCACGACACGCGAAUGGCCAGGAGUCAGCUGGUGACGUCUUCUCCGUGCGGGCCUAUGACGAAGUCUUUGCCUCUAUCGCAACCCUGGAAAUCAAGGUCAUCAUCCAGCCAAUGAACGAUGAGGUGCCCGUGGUGCGGCUUUUGAGUCACUUUUCAGUCCCAGAGGGUGGUCGCCGCAUCCUCACACCUCACCUCUUCGCAGUGAGCGAUCGAGACGUGCCACGAGACAUCCUGCAAAUCCACUUUCCUCAACUACCCACUUACGGGGUCCUGAGUGUGUACUGGCAUUACGGUGAGAAGCAUGUAAUCACAGCUCACAGCGCACCUAUUGCUGAGACCUAUCUAGGCAUGCUCAAUCUCCUCUACGUGCAGAAUGCCUCCCUGCUGCCAAAGGCGAAUGUAGGAGCUGACGGCAUCAGUGCUGGUUACUAUCCCUCAUACUCACCCUACGGACCUCAUGUCCUCGCUGUAGACCAGUUCACUGUAUCUGUCUCGGACGGUCUACAUGAGGUCGUCAAGACGGCUCGGAUCCUCAUUCGUAAACCCAAUGAACAUAAACCUAGCGUAAUCUCCGAUCACAGUAGUGGCAUGUUGACUCUGAUGGGCACCGCAUGGAAGCUGCUGAACGCUCUGCCCGGCGGCCUGCGCAUUGUGGAUGAGGACAGCGCCGACGAAGAUGUAUUGAUCAGACUGACGAGAGCACCCCGUCUGGGACAUCUUGAACGUCUGCCUCGGAGGAUGCCUGUGGAGAGUGAUGCCGCUCCGGGCCCGGAGGACCUCAUUGAAGCUGCCUGGGAUGCAGAAGAGGAGCAAGCAGAACGGUUGGGCAUUUCGAAAAUGGAGCUGAGGAAUGCCGGCAGUGUAGGCGGAGGGAAGUCAGCCAAAACCCUCGAGGAGGCAGACAGUUUCACCAAACGUCAAUUGGAUUCAGAUCGCAUAUACUAUAUUUACACCGGCGAAUACACCAAUGACUUCGUGUACGAUUCCUGCGAACUACAUGUCUCCGAUGGCAGCUACGAGGUCGGUCCAAUAACCAUACAGUUUCGAAUUCGGCAGACACACGGACGACCCAAUGGUCCCUCCGUCUACUCCCAGUCCCAUUUCCUAGACAAAAACUAUCAGGAGGACAGACCCUUGUCGGAUGACGCAUUCAGCCAGACACCUAGCUGGACCUUCGACGAAGGUAAUGGAUGA